AUGCAGACUUUCAGAGAAUGUGCUGAUGACACAACGUCACCGCAGCAACAGCAGCAGCAGCAGCAGCACCCUGAAUAUUGGCUAGUUUCAUUGCCUACCUUCCUUGGUGUUCAUAUGACUGAAGGUGGACAGCGAAGUUCUAAGCUGUGGACAUUGAGUCAUGAUGUUGUAGAGGUGAGGGAUGGUGAGGAACGAUACAGCGUACCCAGUUCGAUGGGAUCAAGCAUACCAAGACAGCCUUCUGGACAUGGGAAAGAGAAGAGAUGGUGGAGACCGGUGUCAACAGGUUGUUCUGUCAGGCCUGGCCGUGGCGCUGCCGAUGUGGUGUGGACACAUCGCUGGAUUUCAGCUAAGGCCACCCACUUCGUGUGGGAUUGCCACGUCCUUGGCCUCGACAUGUCGAAAGCAUUCGACACCAUUAGCCGCACAAAGCUCCUUGCUGUUAUGUCAGAGAUUACCGGACCUGACGAGGCUUGCCUGAUUCACCAUUUGCUGUAUGGUACAACACUCUCUGAGAAAGUGGGUGCCACUUCAGCGGAGGCUUUUGUUAGCACGCUAGGUACACCACAGGGUGAUGGGCUGAGCCCGGUUCUGUUUUUUUGCUACCUGGAAGCAGCACUGAGGGAGACUCGAAGCAAACUACCACCACGGCCAGACACUGAUGCAGCAAUACCACCGGAAACAGGAUAUGCCGAUGACAUUUCCUUCUUUUCAACGGAGCGACAAUGGCUUGCCAACUCCCUACCCGUGAUAGCUGACGGCCUGGGUGACUGGUCACUCAACGUUAACAGCAGCAAAACAGAGUGGCUUCACAUCUCUGCCUCCACCACCGAAUGGCGAAGAUCGAAGCAACUUGGCUCUCUCUUGGGGGAAGAGGUGGACUUGAGCCGACGAAUGGACCAAGCAUCAACAUCGUAUGGCCGCAUGUAUUCGCUCUGGAUACAACGUCAACUUGCAUCCGAGGAAACCAGGCUUCGUCUCUACAAUGCCAUCUUCCUACCAACACUGUUAUACAACUGCGAAACCUGA
This is a messenger RNA of Sycon ciliatum, 1029 nucleotides long. RefSeq lists its product as uncharacterized. The coding region runs from base 1 to 1029 and encodes 342 amino acids. NCBI's taxonomy places the organism in Eukaryota, Metazoa, Porifera, Calcarea, Leucosolenida, Sycettidae. The transcript has 2 exons. The record is from RefSeq and is a predicted model, not a curated record.